Messenger RNA from Dermatophagoides pteronyssinus (European house dust mite), 2063 nucleotides. RefSeq lists its product as uncharacterized. The record is from RefSeq and is a predicted model, not a curated record. Gene Ontology annotation, cellular component: nucleus. Gene Ontology annotation, molecular function: protein binding. Gene Ontology annotation, biological process: regulation of transcription by RNA polymerase II. Lineage: Eukaryota; Metazoa; Arthropoda; Arachnida; Sarcoptiformes; Pyroglyphidae.
UUAAGAAAAUCAAAAAAAAAUAUAACAACCUUAAAAUGGCUGCAAUAAAUCAUCAUAUAAGUCAUCAACAACAACAGCAAUAUUGUCUUAAAUGGAAUAGUUUUCAUACAAAUAUGACCGAUGGUUUUCAAAAUAUGUUAGUACAUGAAAAUCUUGUCGAUGUAACAUUAGCCUGUGAAGGUGCAUCAAUCAAAGCACAUAAAAUGAUAUUGGCCACUUGUAGUCCUUAUUUUCAAAAUUUAUUCAUGACAAAUCCAUGUAAACAUCCAAUCGUUAUAUUGAAAGAUGUAAAAUUUAAUGAUUUAAAAGCAAUUAUUGAUUUUAUUUAUAGUGGUGAAGUUAAUAUACCACAAGAUCAAUUAAAUUCAUUAUUAAAAACAGCUGAAACAUUAAAAAUAAAAGGUUUAGCGGAUUUUGGUGAUAAUACUAAUAAUACGAAUAAUAAUAAACAUCAAACAUCAAUUGGAAAUAAUCAUAAUAAUCAUCAUUCAACAUCAUCAUCAAUAAUGUCAAUGAAAAAUUUAUUGAAUAAUGGUAAUAAUAAUUCAUCAUCAACAACAACAACAUUAUCAUCAUUAAAUCAUCCAUUAAAUUAUUCAGUAAAUUCAUUAAAUAAUUUAAUGAUGACUAAAAAACGUAAAAAACAACGUACAACAAAUAUACAAUAUCCACAACAACAACAACCUUUAAUUACAUUAAAUAAUAAUAAUAAUAAUAAUAAUCUAACAAGUGCAAUCAAUAAUAGUCUACAUCAAAAUCUUAAUAAUAAUAUCAAAUUAAAUGGUGGUGGUAGUGUUGGUGGUGGUAAUAGUUUAAUGUUUAAGAAUAUAAUUCCAUUACUUAAUGGAAUGACAUCGACAACAACAACAGCAUCGACGACGACGACUACAUUAACCUCAACAGCUUUAACAUCAUCAUCAAAUGAAAAUGGAAUGACAAUCGAUACAAGUGAUGAUGAUACUACCGGUAAUGGUGGUGGUGGUGGUGUUAGUAAAGAUGAUUGUAGUUCAUCAUCUAAAUCAAUAUCGAAUAUUGAUAAGAAUUUUUUCCUAACAUCAUCAUUAAAUAAUACUUCAACGUCAGAUACAACAAAUCAUUCACCUAAUUUGAAAAAUGGUGAUUCAACAACGAAGACAUCGAAUCAUAAUAAUAAUAAUAAUAAUAACAAUGUUGUCAAUAAUAAUAACAAUAAUAAUGAUGAUGAACGUGAAGAAUCGGAAGAAUUUGAACCAACUAAACUAUUGGAACAAUCAAUGUCAACACCUGAGAAUACCGGUGAUGCACAAAGCGGUGAUGACGAUGAUGUUGAAGAAAGCAAAUUUAUGGAUGAUGAAUAUUCAUCAAAUAAUUCAACCAAUGAUAUAUCAAAUGUAUUAGCAAUGACCAAUUUUGCCAAUCAAUUUGCAGUUCCUAAUAAUAAUAAUAAUAAUAAUAAUUCAAACCAUAAUAACAAUAACAACAAUAACGUUACUGUCAAUGGUAAUGGCAAUAAUAAUCGUUCAAUUGAAGAAUCGAUAGUAUCGUUUGCUGAAUAUGAAACAUUAUUGGCCGAAAUACAGCAAAAAAAUCUAACAACAUGUCCAAUUUGUUCGAAAGAAUUUAUUAAAAAAUCAAAAUUAAUACGUCAUUAUCAUACACAUUUUAGUGAUUUUCGGCCAAAAUUUUCUUGUAUAUUUUGCGGGAAAUUAUUCACAACACAAGAUUGGUGUAAACGACAUGCAUUAAAUUGUCAAUUGAAACAUUAUCAAAAUAUGUCAUCAUUGGAUAUAUUUAAUGAUUAAUUCGAUUGAAAAUAACCAAAAAAAAGAAAAAGAAAUUGAUUGCCUAAAAAAUUGUUUCCUAAAUUGAAGAGCUUAUGUGCAACUUAUAACAACAACAACAACAAAAAUUACAACGAACAAGAAUAUUCUGAAUACUUUGAUAUAACUAACUAACUAAAUUUGUAAAUCCAUCCUAUUUUUUUGAUUGUUUGUUGUUUGAAUACGAAUCCACCCAAUUCACAUCUACAAAAUCAUCUUAUACUUAAAAAGAACUAUGACCACCAUAAACAUCACCAUCAAUGG